AUGAGGCUGCUGGAGAGAAUGAGGAAAGAAUGGUUCAUGAUUGGAAUAGUACUGGCGAUCGCGGGAGCAAAGCUGGAGCCGUCCAUAGGGGUGAAUGGGGGACCCCUGAAGCCAGAAAUAACUGUCUCCUACAUUGCUGUCGCAACAAUAUUCUUUAACAGCGGACUAUCAUUAAAUACAGAGGAGCUGACAAGUGCUUUGGUGCAUAUAAAACUACAUCUUUUUAUUCAGAUCUUUACACUUGCAUUCUUCCCAGCAGCAGUAUGGCUUUUUCUUCAGCUUUUAUCAAUCACACCCAUCAAUGAAUGGCUUUUAAAAGGGUUGCAGACAGUAGGUUGCAUGCCUCCCCCUGUGUCUUCUGCGGUGAUAUUAACCAAGGCAGUUGGUGGGAACGAGGCAGCUGCAAUAUUUAAUUCAGCCUUUGGAAGUUUUUUGGGCAUCGUUGUCACACCCUUGCUACUGCUGCUUUUUCUUGGCUCAUCCUCUUCUGUGCCUUUUACAUCUAUUUUUUCUCAGCUUUUUAUGACUGUUGUGGUUCCUCUCAUUAUUGGACAGAUUGUCCGCAGAUACAUCAAGGACUGGCUCGAAAGAAAGCAGCCUCCUUUUGGUGCUGUCAGCAGCAGUGUGCUCCUCAUGAUCAUCUAUACAACCUUCUGUGACACGUUCUCGAACCCAAGUAUCGACCUGGAUAAAUUCAGUCUCCUUCUCGUACUGUUCAUAAUAUGUUCUAUUCAACUGAGUUUUAUGCUUUUAACCUUCAUCUUUUCCACACGGAAUAAUUCGGGUUUCACACCAGCAGACACUGUAGCUGUCAUGUUCUGUUCUACACACAAAUCCCUCACAUUGGGAAUCCCAAUGCUGAAGAUCGUUUUUGCAGGCCAUGAGUACCUCUCUCUAAUAUCCGUCCCCUUGCUCAUCUACCAUCCAGUGCAGAUCCUCCUGGGGAGUGUGUUGGUGCCAACAAUAAAGUCUUGGAUGGUGUCAAGGCAGAAGGGAGUGAAAUUGAUGAGGCCAACAGUGUGA
Molecule: messenger RNA, 1023 nt
Organism: Rangifer tarandus platyrhynchus (Svalbard reindeer)
Lineage: Eukaryota; Metazoa; Chordata; Mammalia; Artiodactyla; Cervidae
Source: the annotation of a GenBank genome assembly